AUGGCAAGCCAAAGAGUGGAAAAUGGUGAGAUGGAAUUAAGCGGCUUCAUUGAAAUGACCGCUCUGGGAUUUGACCGUGAUACUGUUCCCCUUGCAAGAAUUGUGAGCGAGAGCCCUGGUAGAAGCAGAGUUGAGGUCAUUAAAGAAGAGGAGUUACGUGACUUUGGAGUGGGUGAGGAAGAUAAAGAGAGGGGAGAUAAGGGUUUCAUUAGCAUUGAUUGCGGGGCACCUAACAGUUACCCAGACGAUAAGAACGGCAUAUACUAUGAGCCUGAUGCGGGGUUUGUAGAUUCCGGAACAGACAUGCAGGUGUCUACCCAGGUCAUCGACAUACUCUACGAACAUCAGUCAAAGAAUCUCAGGGCCUUCCCCAAUGGAACAAGGAAUUGUUACACAUUAACGCCAGAUAAAGGAAAGGGCAACACAUACUUGGUCAGGGCUGAUUUUUGGUAUGGGAAUUAUGAUGGCAAGAAUCAAACCCCGGCAUUUGACCUCCAUAUUGAUGUUAACUACUGGACCACGGUGAACUCUUCUUCUUGGAUAUACAAAGAGAUUAUCUACACUCCUCCAAGAGAUUAUAUUCAAGUUUGCUUGGUGAAUACCGGCUUGGGAAUUCCAUUCAUAUCAGCUCUCGAGUUGCGGUUGCUGGAUAACUCGACUUACCAGAUCAAUUCUGGUGCACUUGUAUCCAACGGGAGAUAUAAUUUAGGGAGCAUUAACACAUACAGGCAUCCAGAAGAUGUAUAUGAUCGCAUCUGGGCCGGUCAGACUUAUAGUAAAUUGUUGUCAGUCAGCAACACGACGGCCAUCGUGACAAGUACAAGUAAUGAUGCCUAUAAAGUUCCGCCUGAAGUUUUGAUGACCGCCACACAAGUACAAAAUGUCGCUGAUCCUUUGAGUCUGUCCUGGACCUCCAACAACUCUACUACUGUCUGGUAUAUAUACUUUCACUUUGUGGAAUUGCAACUGCAAGAUAAUGAUAUCAGAGAAUUCACGGUAAAUGUACAAGAAUUCACGGAAACCGUCAAGCUCGAGAACCUAAAGCCGGUAACCGUAGCCUCAUCUCCCAUAGCCGGACUAUCUUUGGACAUGACUAUAGGAGCGACGGCCCGCUCCACUCUGCCACCUCUCCUCAAUGCCGUCGAGCUUUUCAUUGAGGCACAGCUUAAAAAUUCACCGACUGUUCUUGAUGACUUCAAUGCUAUGUAUGACGUCAAGAAAACAUAUGGGGUGAUCAGAGCUAGCUGGCAGGGUGAUCCAUGCGUUCCUAUACAGCACUCAUGGAGCGGACUACAUUGUAGCUAUGAUAGUUCUCCGAGAAUCGUCUCGUUGAACCUGAGCUCUAGUGGACUGAAAGGACUGCUAGCUACAUCGAUCUCCAAUUUGAAAUCAGUUGUAUCCCUGGAUUUGUCUGACAAUUCACUAACUGGGUCCAUUCCCGACGUUUUAGCGCAAAUGCCGAACUUGAAAGUUCUGAAUUUAGCUAGAAACAACCUGAAUGGUUAUGUUCCUCAAACUCUCUUGAAGAAGAAGGCAGAUGGAUCGUUGCUACUAAGCAUAGAUGGAAAUCCAAAUCUUUGCCAAUCAGACAAUUGUCAGACCAGCAAUGUGCAGCCAAAGAAAAAGGGCAUCUCUAUUGCGCCAAUCAUUGCAUCAAUUGCAGCCGUUCUGGUCUUGAUUUUCUUUGGAGUUCUUGCAGUACUGUGGAUAAUCAAAAGAAGACAAAUCCAAAAUGUUACUACUACUACUAUGCCUACCAACUCUACCAGAGGAUCUACUGGGACAUCAAGGUUGUCAAAAAAUCGAACUUUCACAUCUACUGAGGUUACAAGAAUUACUGAUAACUUUAGAACAGUAAUCGGAGAGGGAGGAUUUGGGAGAGUUUACUUUGGUAGACUUGACGAUGGCACUGAAGUCGCAGUAAAAAUGUUAUCUCACUCGUCAAAGCAAGGCUCCAAGGAGUUUCACACAGAGGCGCAACUCCUGAUGGUCGUUCACCAUAGAAAUCUGGUUUCACUUAUCGGAUAUUGCGAAGAAUUUGAAAACAUGGCGCUGAUUUAUGAAUUCAUGUUCAAUGGAAAUGUUCAGCAACAUUUGUCAGCAACACAAAACCCAAAUGUUUUGAGUUGGAGCCAGAGACUACAAAUCGCAAUCGAUGCCGCUCAAGGGUUGGAGUACCUGCAUAAUGGCUGCAAACCUCCCAUCGUCCAUAGAGAUUUAAAGACGCCCAAUAUUUUACUAAACAAAGACAUGCAAGCGAAGAUUGCUGAUUUUGGAUUAUCGAAGGCAUUUGUAACAGAGCAUGAUUCUCACAUUACAACUCGCCCAUCGGGAACGCCUGGUUAUCUCGAUCCGGAGUUUCAGACAUCUGGAAACUUGAGCAAGAAGAGCGACGUGUAUAGCUUCGGCGUAAUUUUAUUCGAGUUAAUCACUGGCCACCCAGCCAUUAUAAGAAGUCCGGAGGGCAGCACGCACAUAGUUCACUGGGUGACUCCACUCAUAGAAAGAGGGGACAUCCAAAGCAUUGUCGACCCGAGGUUAAAUGGCCAAUUCAACAUCGGUUCUGCAUGGAAUGCAGUGGAAAUAGCCAUGUCGUGUGUGCCGACGACAGCGGUCCAAAGGCCAGACAUAAACCGUGUUCUGUUGGAACUAAAAGAAUGCUUGACAGCAGGGAUCGGUUCAGGAAGAAGCCAAAGAAUGGGAAACAGUAAGAGAAGUGAGUCUUUUGAGACGAGCUCACUUGACGUUGAUAUUGCUCCGAGUGCUCGUUAACCAUACUUCGUCUAUAAGGUUAUCAUGCCCAUCUUCCCUGUAUAAGUUGUUGAUUAUUACAUCGAACAGAUUUGAAAACUUUUGUGCAAAGUCUGAGCUUGUGGCUUUAAAUUGUGAGUGAUGCAUAUUGGGGUUGUUGCUUUUCUAGCUUAGUGAAUAAAUGAGUGAAUGUUGAGUUCAA
Syzygium oleosum is the source of this 2953-nucleotide messenger RNA. RefSeq names its product putative leucine-rich repeat receptor-like protein kinase At2g19210. Gene Ontology annotation, biological process: protein phosphorylation. The transcript is spliced from 14 exons. Lineage: Eukaryota; Viridiplantae; Streptophyta; Magnoliopsida; Myrtales; Myrtaceae. Bases 1 to 2772 code for a protein of 923 amino acids. Gene Ontology annotation, molecular function: protein kinase activity; ATP binding; protein binding. The record is from RefSeq and is a predicted model, not a curated record.